This is a messenger RNA of Cryptotermes secundus, 5314 nucleotides long. RefSeq names its product discoidin domain-containing receptor 2. Gene Ontology annotation, biological process: protein phosphorylation; multicellular organism development; cell surface receptor protein tyrosine kinase signaling pathway. The record is from RefSeq and is a predicted model, not a curated record. Lineage: Eukaryota; Metazoa; Arthropoda; Insecta; Blattodea; Kalotermitidae. Gene Ontology annotation, molecular function: collagen binding; ATP binding; protein tyrosine kinase collagen receptor activity. Gene Ontology annotation, cellular component: signaling receptor complex.
CGUGUGUAGGAGUUGUGGUUAGAUGGUGACGGCCCAAACACAGCUACGUGUGCUCGAGACGAUCUUGUACGAGUGUAUAUUUCUUUCUCCUGGCUCCCUGAUCUUUAGUGUCUAAUCUCGUUACGGACUACUUGUUCGCAACAUAACGCUUUUGUUCUUUUAUAAAGUGGCUUCAUUGCACUGUAAUGUUAGAAUUGUAAAUAUACAAACUCUGCUUUACGCAGUUAAUUUAGUUCAGUCGGAGGAUGGAAAGACAUUUUGAUAUGCUCUCUAUGCGGCUUCGCGAACCAUGUUGCUUAUGUUCGAGAGCUUUUAACAGAACAUUUCACUAACUAGAACAUGUUUGGAAGCCGCUGCUAACUUUGAAGUUGUAUAACGAAUUAAUAUAAUUUCACUUUGGCGAAUGUCGCUUUGAACAAUGAGGUUACCGUGUUUCAUUUGUUCGCUGUUAGGAAACUCAGUGUUUGGCAACUGAAUAUGGAAGAUUUUGUGCAGUGAUUUGAUGAUUUAUGGUGAAGUUUAUUAUACAGUAACGUUAAUGACAAUAGUAUAAUCAUACAACGAUCAAUUCCUUUCUGAAAUCUACUGAGCUGUACGAGCCGCGAUAGCAAAGAAGUCGAUUCGUAACAUUUCCGGUCCCUCUUUUAUCACGUGCGUUACAACAGACCUGCGUGCAGAACGUAAUUAGUGCGUGAAUCUGGCAGAAUUCACAUUCAUUUCUGCGUUGUUUUCGUGUAGUAAGUGUGUGUAUGCGUAUGUGGAAAGUGCGUGAGCUGCCAUGAAGCCUGCUGCGUGAUAAUGACGGUGGUUGCCAUGCCUACCAACAUAGCAACAACAACUACCGCGAUCACCGCCUCUGUUACUACAACAUGGACUCUGUUUAUGGUCACCUUGUACUACUUUGUCACCAUCUUACUUCUCCUCGAUGUGAGAUGUCACGCCCUUGAAUUGGUGAAUGGCGAGGCGCCUCUUGGGCUCGAAUCUGGGGCCAUUCCUGACUCGGACCUUGCGGCGAGUUCCGCUUACGACUUCGGCAUCGUGGGACCACAGCAUGGAAGGUUGCGUCACGACAAGAAUGGAGGCGCAUGGUGUCCGAAGCACAUGGUGACGCGAGAAGCACUCGAAUACCUGGAAGUUAACCUCCACACGAUGCACGUUGUGGUCGCCGUCCAGACCCAGGGAAGGUUUGGUAAUGGGCUGGGGCAAGAGUACGCGGAACUCUACAUGCUGGAGUACUGGCGCCCCAGUUUCAGCAGUAAUAUAUGGGCUCGGUGGAAGGAUCGUAGUGGCAAAGAGAUGAUCCCCGGCAACACUAACACGUACACCGUGGUGGAACAGCGCCUCGACCCGCCGGUGCUGGCCACGAAAGUGCGAGUCGUUCCCUACAGCGAACAUGUGCGGACAGUCUGCAUGAGAGUGGAGCUCGUGGGAAGUCGCUGGCAGGAGGGUUUGUUGAGCUACUCCAUGCCCCAAGGCAUUCAGAGGGGUGCGGAAGUCGAUCUGUCGGACAGGACAUACGACGGACGCGAGGAGUCCGGCUACUUGAGCGGAGGUCUCGGACAGCUGGUCGACGGACAGAAGGGACAGGACAUCUUCCGGCUUGAUCUCAAGGGUCACGGCAAAGGUUACGAGUGGGUGGGCUGGAGGAAUGACACGGUUGGUAUGGCGGGGCACCCAGUGGAAAUUGUCUUCGAGUUCGACCGUGUCCGGAAUUUCUCCGCAAUGUAUCUCCACACUAACAACUUGUUUAGCAAGGACGUUCAGGUGUUCUCACAUGCCAAGGCGCACUUCAGCAUUGGCGGCCAUCAGUUCUUCGGGGAGCCGGUUCUCUUCUCCUACAUGCCUGACGUCAUCAUGGAGCACGCUCGAAAUGUGACUAUCAAGCUGCAUAACCGUGUGGGCCGGUACUUGAGACUGCAGCUGUACUUCGCAGCCAAAUGGAUAAUGAUCAGCGAAGUCUCCUUUGAUAGUGUGGUGGUGUUGGGGAACUUCACAGAGGAGGAGGUAGAGGGUGGGAUCCUGAAGACAGACGACCACGGCAAGGAAUAUCCACUGCAGAGGGACGAAGUGCAGACGACUCCGAGUCGCGAUGACCGAGCUAACACCGCGGGAGCAGCGUCUGGCGGCCCGUCUGGAGGGGCCGACAGUUCUGGGUCCAAGCAGUACAUCGGCCUCGUGAUCGGCGUCCUCACUGCCGUUAUCUUAUUGCUCAUGGGAGCUAUCAUGUUUAUCGUAGUCCGGAACAGGCGGCUGAAAUCGGGUCCAGGGCACAGUGUUCUGCCCGGAGCGUUCGGCGGGGCCGAAAAGGGGGUCACCAUAAACAUGAAGGAACUGCAGAUGCGAGUGAACGUGAAUGCUAAUGGCCACGUGUACGGUCAGGUAUCGGUGGAGGACCCCGCUGAUGUGGAGAAGAGCGCCCUCUAUCACGAGCCCUACAACCUCAACAUGUACAGCGCCCAGGGCGGCAAGGUCCAGCAAAGCAAGGAACUGCAGCAGCGCCAUCACAGCAGCCCCGACUACACCGAUGUUCCCGAUAUCGUGUCUCAAGAAUAUGCGGUGCCCCACCUCAGCAACGACGGAACGCCACCACCUCCAGCGACACCAGCUAGAGCACUACCCCCACUGCACGAUUUCUUCCCCAAACCACCACCAGUUCCGCCUCCUCCAGAGAAAUAUUACGCCGCUACAGAAAUAUGUAAGGCUGCACCACAACCACCACCACCUCCACCCUUAUCUCCUCCCCCCUUGAUGGUCCCACAGUUGACAAACGCUCGAGGGACAAGUGGGUCCUCCAUAUAUGGUGCCCCCGGCAGUCCUGAAGUCCUGACGACAGCGACUGAUGAAGAGGAGGAAGAUGAAACUAUGCCAUUGUGCCAGUUCCCUAGGGAACAACUGCGGGUGUUGGACAAACUGGGACAUGGACAAUUUGGAGAGGUCCACCUCUGUGAGGUGCAGGGUUUCCCAGAUUGUGUAGAUGUACUCAGACACAGUGAAUGUAAACUUGUGGUGGUGAAGACAUUGAAACCUGGUGCAUCUGAAUCUGCAAGGUCAGACUUCCAGCAAGAAGCCCAUGUGCUGGCAAGGUUACGAGAUCCAAAUAUUGUGAGGGUGCUUGGAGCAUGCCUGGAUGAUGAACCUUUGUGUGUGGUGGUAGAGUAUACGGAAUAUGGGGACCUGAAUCAGUUCCUACAGGAACAUAUAGCAGAAACAGCCUCACCACUGCCUCGCAAUGCCAAGACACUCAGUUAUGGCUGCCUUAUUUUCAUGGCGACUCAAAUUUCUUCAGGAAUGAAGUACUUGGAGUCAUUAAAUUUUGUUCACAGAGAUCUGGCAACAAGAAACUGUCUGGUGGGCAGAGGGUACAGCAUGAAAGUAUCUGACUUUGGUACAAGCCGCAGUCUGUACUCUGCUGACUAUUACAGUAUGGAAGGUGGAGCUGUUCUUCCAAUACGAUGGAUGGCCUGGGAAAGUGUUCUGUUGGGUAAAUUUACAACGAAGAGUGAUGUCUGGUCAUUUGCUGUAACACUAUGGGAGAUCCUCACAUUUGCACGUGAACAGCCAUUUGAAGAUCUUAGUGAUGAGAAAGUCAUUGAGAAUGUAACACACUUCUACCAAGAUGAUGGUCAUCAGCUGUAUCUGCCAGUACCAAUAAACUGCCCAAAGGAAAUCUAUGAUUUGAUGUGUGAGUGCUGGCAGAGAAAUGAAUCAGAUAGGCCCAACUUCAGAGAGAUCCACCUUUUCCUACAGAGGAAGAAUCUUGGCUACAAACCAGACAUGGACUGAUGAGGCAUUCUUAUAACAGUGUAAGCGUGAAUCUUGCAUCAGUAUGGACGAAAUAGGAUUUCGACAUCAUGAAAUAUGAGUGACUGUCAGAACUGCUGUGAUUAGGAUUUGUCAAAUGGAAACUAAAAUUUGCCUGUCAAGACUAUGAUAUUUUUAAGAGCAAUAAGUGUGGAAUCUUAUAAACUUAACUUUUUUACAUGCUACACUUAAAUCCAUUGUGUAGGUUUUUCAUUGCAACUGUAAAAACAUGCCCUACUCUUUACCACAUGUUAAUAAUGGCACAGCUUCACAUAAAAACACUAUUUUAAUGUUUUUAACAGUGGAAAAUUGAAAUAUUGUAUAUCCAUUUUCCAGUUUUACCAACUUGGUUUAGAGGGAAAUAGGGUGCCUAUUUGAUGAUAAUACGUUAUACAGUCAAGUCUGUGGUUAAAAUGACAGUCUCGUGUUGAUACUCGUACAUCAGGAAUGGAAACAGCUACGAUUCAGAUCACAAUCGUCGUCAUCAUCAUUAUAGUGAGUGUAGUGUUGACUGCAUCUGCAGGCCCAGUUUUGUUAUUUCCUUAUAUCUUUUCCAGUGGCAUGAUGAUAUAUUCAAUUACCUGGGGCAGGGUAUUUCAUAUUUGCAGAUAAUUUUUAACAUAUAACUGUUAAAUUAUGUUAUUAUAGAUUAAAUUUUAAUUUCAAUAUUUAACACAUUAUAAUUGACAAAAUAUAUAAUCCUUAUAACAAAAUUUCAGUGGCAUAAAAGUGAUAAUUGUAACAGUAACAUCUGAUGAUUCUUGUUUUAUCCAUUCUUAAUAUACAAAAUUCACCAAUGAACAUUCAUGAAGCACAGAAAUUAUGAUUAUCCAGGAUGUAAUAUGUGGUAGAUGGCUACCAGUGUUCAGAGGGAUCUGCCAUGAAGAUGGGAGGCAGCAGGUUCCUCUGAAAAUCUGGUAUCAGCUUACCGAAUAACACAUAAUCACAUCUGAGAAGACCAGAAUUCUGAUACUGACCCCUGCCAGACCUCAAAUCGCACAUACUGAUCCCAGAUAGAGAUUUCUGUAAUAACUACUUUUGGAUGAUAGUGUCAAGUUGCUUUUGAUGCUGUUUGGUGUCAGACUUGUAAUAGCUAAGAAACUAUUUUAUGAUUUGAUAUAAAUUUAAAGGCUUUGAAAUUCCCUCUUUUACAAUAUGAAACUCAGACUGGGUUUAUUAUAGGCAUGGCUUAAAUGUUAUCCUGAUAGAGAUUACUGUGUUAUAUUAUGUGAUAUUGUGUAGUCCCACUGAUCAUUGCAAUUAUAUGUUAAUGAUAUACCAGAUUACACAGUGUCACAUCUCAGGAAACAGCAAUCUUUAUAGUCACCAUCAUCAGAACCUCAAAUCACACAUAAUUCUUCUGAUUUCUGGCUCUAUCUUAUAGUUCAACAUCACUGGAAAAUAUCACCAGACUUUGAGCCAUGGGAAGUAAUAUAACAGAUACAAUGUCAGAAAUUUCCUAACACUCUUACUAACUUAAAUAAAGCUCGACUCAUUACUGCAUUUGCCUUAA